AUGUACUGCAGGUGUUCUCGUGGCAGUCUGGAGUCUCAGGGCGCUCUGGGCGUCAUGUAUCUGUACGGUCAAGGAGUGCGGAAGGACCCAGACGCUGCCCUGUUCUGCCUGAAGGAGGCGGCAGAGAGAGGAAACGUCUACGCUCAGGGUCACCUGACGGCCUGUUACUACCACAGGAAGCUCUACUCCAGAGCAGCUGCCCUGGGAGAAAGAGUGUGCAGAUACGAGGACAUCAGUGCCAUAGAGCGGCACACAGACUGUCUGGAGGAGUUCAUCAGGAAGGGCAUCGCUAUAGCCAUGUUUUACUCCGCACGCUGCCUUCAGCUGGGCCGAGGCGUCCUGAAGAACAGAGACAGAGCAUAGAGCUACUUCACACAGGCUGCCAGGAUCGAUCCGGAAAUCUGUAAGGAGCUGCAAAUGGACGUCGUACAAGUAAAACCCCCUAGAAGAAAACAAAAGAGAGAAAGAAAAGCAGAAGAUGACAGCUGGCAGUGGACCUGGCCUGUUCCUCCAAUCCCACACAUCAACGGAUUAAAACACUAACAUAUGUAUGACGCUUCCUAGAU
Molecule: messenger RNA, 566 nt
Organism: Sinocyclocheilus anshuiensis
Lineage: Eukaryota; Metazoa; Chordata; Actinopteri; Cypriniformes; Cyprinidae
Product: LRP2-binding protein
Exons: 4
Molecular function (GO): protein binding
Source: RefSeq, a predicted model, not a curated record